Messenger RNA from Alosa alosa (allis shad), 3271 nucleotides. It is a transcript of the gene atmin, whose product is annotated as ATM interactor. Lineage: Eukaryota; Metazoa; Chordata; Actinopteri; Clupeiformes; Clupeidae. The transcript is spliced from 4 exons. Gene Ontology annotation, molecular function: transcription cis-regulatory region binding; DNA-binding transcription factor activity, RNA polymerase II-specific. The record is from RefSeq and is a predicted model, not a curated record. Gene Ontology annotation, cellular component: nucleus. Gene Ontology annotation, biological process: regulation of transcription by RNA polymerase II. The coding region runs from base 5 to 2395 and encodes 796 amino acids.
AUAUAUGGUACUCCUGCUUCCCUACGCCUUCUCUGAUCCAGGGCGGUCUCUUCUCAGAGGAAACAUGGCUGCCUCUGCAUCGGAGAAGCCACAACGCAAUAUUGCAGAUAACGGAGAUGUGGUCGAGGAGGUACCUUCACAGUCGAAAGAAAUGAUAAAACCUGAUAUAGCAGAGCUAACCAAAGAGGUGCGGACCAAUAUCCUAUGUACUGUUGCAGGAUGUGGAAAGAUCCUUCCAAAUACCCCGGCUCUGAACAUGCACCUUGUUAAGUCCCACAGAGUCAAGGAUGGCAUUGUCAACCCCACUGUUCGAAAGGACAUGAAAGGCCCACAAAAACUCUAUUGCUGUCCAAUAGAGGGGUGUCCAAGAGGACCAAAUCGACCCUUCUCACAGUUCUCCUUAGUCAAACAGCAUUUCAUGAAGAUGCACACUGAGAAGAAACAUAAGUGUGUCAAGUGUAGCAACAGCUACAGCACAGAGUGGGACCUCAGAAGACAUGCAGAGGAUUGUGGGAGAACGUACAGCUGUACGUGUGGCUGCCCUUAUGCUAGCCGUGCUGCUCUCCUGUCUCACACCUACAGAACUGGUCAUGAGAUUCCAGAUGAACACCGGUACCCGCCGGUGAAGAAAAGAAAAAUGGAGCGCAUGAUCUGCAGCGCAGUGAAAGUCCGACCCACGGAGCAGACGUUUCCGAUGCCUGGAUCCGAAAAGGAGCUUUCAGAGGGAGCCAUCCCUACUGAAGGAGCAUGCCAAACCCACGACACGGCAAAACAGAAUCCCAACCCUUCAAAAAGCAUGCAGAAGCUUCUCCUGCCAAAGCCUAAAGUGGCCCUGGUCAACGUGCCCGUGAUGCAUCUGGCCCACCUUCCCGUCCUUCUCCCAUCAGGUGAUAGCAGUGCCUUGAGGUCCGUCAUCCUGGCUCUGGACACGCAAGGCUCUCUGAGCACGUACCAUCUUAUCCCCCAGUCCUAUGGAGCGGUCGUGCCGACACUAAACACCAAGAAUUUUACCUUUAAAGACACUGUGCCAUACUCCAGGCCUGGCUCUGGUGUUGUCAGUACUGGUGUCCAGGUAUGCAUGGACAGUGCAGUGUCCCCUGGGGACCUGGGUCUAGGGCUGGCACUCCGAGGUAAGAGCACCUCCACAGACAUCCAGACAGACAUUUCAUACCUCAAAAAGGGACCCUCAGUGGACGGGGCUUUGGUGAGCUCCAUGGGAGAGUCCUCGGUCUCCUCCUGCUCGCAAACAGACAUUAGCGUGAGCGCUCAGGUCUUGUUGCCGGUCAGUGUGCAGACCCAGACAUUUCCUGCACGGGCCAAAACCACUUCGUCCAUCGCCGCGCAAACAGAAACCCACAAUCCGCUUUCUUUUCAACCCUUUAACAUCACCAGGGAGACUCAGACUAAUUGUGUUGGUGGCACCCAAGAGGAAAAGGUUCUGAUGAACCAGUCUGUGAUGUGCUCUGGCCUCUUUGAUUCUGAUUCGCCCAGUGUCUCCACGCAAACGGUCUUGACGGACAUUCCAUUCCGCACUGGCAGUGUCCACGACCACCUCAGCUCAUCAGCUUCUGUGCUCUACAGUGACAAAACCGAAGGACCCAUGUGUUUUGAAGCCCAAACAGAUAAUCUUAACCAGAGCUCUGUGGCAGACAACCAAACUCAGACCAUGACACUUUUGAACGACCUGGAGAAUAUCCUGUCCGAUGGCAUGGGAGAAGGGGCCCUGGAGAAUGACCAGACACUGUCAGUGUCGGCAGUGGGCUGUGGACCAGGACUGGAACACGUGCAAGAGAACAGCACGGGCAUCGACUUUGACUUGGAGGAGUUCUUAAGUGCUGCACACAUUCAGACACAGACUGAGGAGAGUGAUCUGGGAGGCCUAAGCUCAGAGACACAACUGGAGCUGCUCGACAUUGAGACACAAACCGACUUCCUGCUCCUGGACAAACUCAGUGGAGGUGACAUGGCCAGGACCCAGUCGAACGACUUGGAGAUGGAGAUGUUUGACACUCAGACGCAGACAGACCUGAACUUCAUUCUCAACCCAAGUGGUCACAUGCCACUUGGAAACAUUCUGAGGCAGUCCAGCUUUAAUAUAAGCACAGAGUCUUCGGACAACGAGACACAGACGGACAUCCGUCCGCCCACGUUACCCUUGCCCUGCACAUCUGAUGGACAGGUGCGGCUUAGCAGCGCAGAGACCCAAACGGUAACAAGCUCCUUCGACAGCUUGGGCCACCUGUUCCUGACGAGCAACGAGACCCAGACGGUCGUGGACGACUUCAUGUCAGCGGACCUGGCCUGGAACAUGGAGUCUCAUUUCAGCUCGGUAGAAACACAAACCUGCGAAGAGCUGUUCUCUCUGUUUCAACACUCGGAGAAGCCCAACAGCUGAAGGCCCUGCUCCCUUGCUGCGGCUGGAAUUCAGAUCACACAGAAAGCAUCUCUUGGCCUCUGAAAUCUACCUUUCGGAGGGAGGCUGAAGGCUCAGAGAAUGGGUGUUCAGACAGACACUCCUCAAUAAGCCUAUAGAAGCCCCCUGCCAAUGUGUUCACUCACUAAAAUGUCAUUCCAAAUGUGUGAGGUGGUGAGUAAAUGAAAACAUUGAAGAAAAUGUACUGGCAGCACUUUCAGUUCUCCACAUGCCUCUGUGAUAUGCACAGCAACAAAACAUAAAUACUAAAGUACAGAUUUGUAUACGGUCAUCUCCACAGUCUGAACAUGUUUAAAUUCAACACUGUAUGAAAGAUUCUCUUUCAUUAGGCUUCAUUUUGACCUGUUCUAAAUGAAUGUCAAAGUAAAUGUACUUGUGAAAACUCUUUAAAAAGGUUGGAAGGUAAUACCAGUCAAUACAGUGAAGGGUGACUAAACUGACUAAACACUAACAGUAAUCACAUAAAAAGAUAUUGAAAUGUACAUCUGUCAGUCCACAUGGACUGUUGCUCUGUCAGUAGACCCUUAUGAAGCUACAUCACCUGUGAGAAAACUGCCCAUAGACCUAACUGGAACGAUCCUGUGAUGCUCAGAAGAAGUCAGAUACCACUAUGGGCCAAAAAGAUAUUUCUUAACCAAUAUAUUGCUUUUUACAUGUGUGCGCUUGCUGUAGGUGUAAAAGAAACCUUUAUGACCUGUGAUGUAAAUUGUGAGUCUACAAUUUGUUAGAUAGAACAGAAGUCUGUCACUGUGAAGAUAUGGUUGCUGUGCUCCUUUAGCAGGAAUCAUGCACACAUUUAUUCUUGCUGACUGUUAAUAAUACACUUAGUCAUCAUCA